AUGAAAGUGGGCCGCGCCUUCGGCUGCCUUUUCUGGGCCCUUCUCUAUUGUGUGCUCUAUCUGGACCUUGUCAGCGGAAACUCCGCCGAUGAUGAGCUCCUGGACUUUGAUUUUGCGGACUCCAAGGAUGUCGUGGGUGGAGACAAUUGGCAACUGGAUGAUUUGGAGGAUCAUCAGGGAGACCAGACUGAGAAGAAGCUGGAGUCCAAUAUGCUGGACUUCAGCGUGGAUCUUGACGAGCCAGAGCCAGAGCGUCAGGUGCCGCCCUUUGACUGGCGGGAACGAGCUCUAAGGAACGCCUUGGCCAAGGCUCUAGCGGAUGAGGGACUGCGUCAAAAGUUCACUGAAGUGAUGCCCAUCCUGAGGGUUCUAUCCUCGCAGCAGCGACUGGCCUUGUCCGCUUUGAUCUCCGCCCAGAUGAACGCCAAGAAAGGACACGACCUGAAGCUAGAACAGGUUCGCAUGAUGUUUGGCAAUGACAAGAAACUCUUGCUGCCCAUUGUGUUUGAUCUGGCCAAUCUGUUAAAGAGCUCCACCCGAAAAUAUAUCAAUCUCGGAUCCGACUUGGCCUCUGCUGCUCUUUUCCACAAACCCAUCGAUCGUAGGGAGGAUGUCCUCAUAGCAGAAGAGUCCCAGCUUGAUGACCAAGUGGGUACCAUUGCCGUGACAGUCAAGCCAGAAGAGGAGGAAACCGAUGAUGAGGAGCCAUCCGAUUCCCUGGAAGACUUUUUCGAUGAGAUGCAAGCGGAGGUAUUGGAUCCGCAGAUGAUUAACGAAGCACUGCAGGCUGAUAUUCGAAAUAAUAAAACAAAGCCUUUGGAGGAGGAAAUGCAUGGACAAAGAGUGCGACGUUCGGCCAAUGAAUUUGUCCACAAACUCACGCGAUCUGUGCCCAUUUCGGUGACGGAACAGCAGCUCUUGGGUGGCAUUGCGGGACGCACUGUCAAACUGAAUACCACAGCUUUCCAACAGCCCAGUGCCUCUAAUGAGGAGGAGGAAGAGGAUGCUGUGGGUUCAAGUCAGUCUUAUGCUGAGGUGGAAGACCUGGCCUUCGCUGGCCUCAAUGGCACAGAACUCCCCCUGAGUGCGAAUGAAAGACUGGACCUCCAGCGGAACAGUGGCGAGGAUCUGGAGAAGCGGGAAGAGCCACUGCCCAGUCCCGAGGAACUCAUAGCAGGACCGCGUUACCGCCUCGGCAAGCGACCGCUUCCCGGCCAGAAAUCGGCGUCGCCCAUCAAGCGGAAGCGGGUGCAGACGGUGGCCAGUGGGCGGCCAGGACGGCCCAAGGUCGCCGCCAGUUCCCACAAGCCGGUAGUGUCGCCUCCUCACAAGAAAUGCGAGCGAUUCACCAGCAAUAUGUGCAUUCGCACCGAAGACUAUCCGCUCGAACAGAUCAUGGGCAGCAUUCGACGACACAAGAAUGCCAUGUCCGCCCUCUUGGCCGAGUUCUAUGACAAGCCCAACAAUAAUCUGGAGUUUGGCGACGAAUUCGAUGACUUCAGCUUGAGCAAAAAGAGACGUGAGGAUGAAGGCAGUGCUGGUGGCAUGUGCCAGAGCGUUGUCCGCUAUGCCCGACCCCAGAAGGCCAAGUCCGCUUCGGGAGAGUGGAAGUACAUAGUGAAUACUGGCCAGCACACGCAAACCUUGCGGCUGGAAAAGUGCAGCAAUCCGGGCGAAAGCUGCUCCUAUCUGGCGCAGACCUAUCGUUCGCACUGUUCGCAGGUGUACAACUACCAUCGCCUGCUCAGCUGGGACAAGGUCCGCGGUCUCCACGUGGACAUCUUCAAGGUGCCCACCUGCUGCUCCUGCCAGGUGGAUGGCUACCGUCAGCAGUUUCCGCCACUCUCCUCCAUCCAGGCCAAGGACUACUCGCCUCUGGCCAAUAUCAAUGCAAACAACAAUGGGUAUAGCACCAUAAACGAAGAGGAUCUGGAUUAUGCCGAUGAGAGCGAGGAGGAUGAGCUGGGCCUGCGCUAUCCCUCGUUCAAUAACCGGGAGACCAAUGAGCUCUACGCCAGCAGCAAGAAGGUGAGGGUCAAGCUACCUGGUGUCAGCACCAGCGUGGGUCCUUACCUCAGCCCUCCGGACGACGACGAGGAUCGCUAUGGAGGCGGCUUCAAGGGCUCCAGCUCCAGUUCCAGCUCCAGCUCCAGCUUCGGCUCGAAGAAGUAUUACACCCAGGCGAGCCGCCGGCGGCCGCAGCAGCAGUCGGAGGCGCGGCUGGACUUGGAUCUGGCGCCGAGCGAGACGCAUUCGGACCAAGAGCCCCACCCGCAAUAUCAUCCGCAUCACCAGGAGGAGCUGCCUUUGGCGUACGAUUUCCACAGACCACAAGUCUACCAGCCCGCACGGGAACCGCUGCCAUCGGUCCGGGAGGCGGCUAUAGCCUCACCAUCGGUGCCGGCGGUGGCCCUGCCGCCCAUGCCCAUCAAGCAGGUGCCGUCGCAGCACCCGGUGCAUCCACAGCUGCGCCACCUCAGCCCGGCCGGAGCAAGUCGCGACCCCGCUUCUAUGCCCCACCAGCCACGACGACAGCCGGCUCAGCAUCAUCAUCAGCAGCAGCAUCGCCGACACUUCCGACCCAGCACACCGCACACUGGGAGCCGGAUCGGGAGCGGGAUCAGUCGACGGCAUCACCAGCAGCAGUACAGCCGCCGGCCGUCUAUCCGGUGA
Molecule: messenger RNA, 2673 nt
Organism: Drosophila serrata
Lineage: Eukaryota; Metazoa; Arthropoda; Insecta; Diptera; Drosophilidae
Gene: NT1
Product: Neurotrophin 1
Biological process (GO): central nervous system formation; innate immune response
Cellular component (GO): extracellular region
Molecular function (GO): Toll binding; growth factor activity
Source: RefSeq, a predicted model, not a curated record